AUGUGGUUCAACAGACUCGCGUUUUGUGCGUUUAUAGUCAUAGCAUGGGCCGAAGCCCAGCAAGACGUCCAAUUGGAAAUCCCGCAGGGAUUUCUAAAGGGUCUGAAGGCCAAUAGCGUUUUGCAGAACAAGCCGUAUUAUAGUUUCAAAGGGAUACCCUACGCGAAACCUAAUGUCGGUGUCAAUAAAUUCCAGAUGCCCGAGCCGGCCGAACCCUGGGAAGGGACGUACGACGCGACCUACCAUCGCUCCGCUUGUCCCUUCUUCUGCAUGAUACAGCAAGACAUGAUCGGCGAAGAGGACUGCCUCUACCUCAACGUUUACACCCCGAUAUUGGACAAGGAAGCCCGCAAGGCUGUGAUGGUUUGGUUCCACGGUGGCGGCUUCAAUACCGGCUUCGGGGACGACUUAUUCUUCGGGCCGGACUUCUUGAUCGAGCACGACGUCGUCGUAGUAACACUCAAUUAUAGACUCGGUGCUAUCGGAUUCUUGAACACCGGAGACAAGAGCGCGCCCGGCAACGCCGGCCUGAAGGACCAAGUGAUGGCGUUGAAAUGGGUCAAGGACAACAUACAUUAUUUCGGCGGCUGCCCCAAUCGGGUGACGAUCUUCGGCGAAGACGCGGGCGCGAGUUCCGUUCAGCUGCACAUGAUGUCCCCGAUGUCGGACGGCUUGUUCAACGGCGCUAUCCAGCAGAGCGGCAGCGCGAUGAACACGUGGGCGAUAUCUUACAAUCCCCGGGAGCUCGCUUUCAAAUUAGGAGAGCAGCUCGACAUCGAGACCACCGACUCCGGCGAACUGGUCGCCAAGCUCGCCGAAUUCACCCCGAAAGAGCUGGUCGCGGCCAGCGAGGACUUAAUGAACACCGAGAACACGAUGAACGGCCGCUUCUCGGCGUUCCUGCCGUCGGUCGAGGCUGACCUAGGGCAAGAGAUAUUCCUGCCCGCCGAUCCGUGGACGCUCCUCAAGACCGGCAAGAUCGCCGACGUGCCUGUCAUGGCCGGGAUCACCGCCGACGAGACCGCCUUCUUCGUACAGAUGAUGCUCGGCAAUAUCGAUCAGAUGAAUGAGCACUUCGAGAACUUCCUGCCGGAUGACUUGAACGUAACCGACGCCGGGCAGAGGAACCAACUAGGCGAGAGCUUGAAGAGCUUCUACUUCGGCGAUAAGUCGAUCUCCACGGAUACCACGAAAGAGUUCAUGACGAUGUUGGACGACGUCAUGUUUGACGCCGCGGCUGCGCUCAGUUUAGAGAUAUUAAGCUCCCGAAUCUCGGCGCCGGUUUACGAAUAUAUAUUCUCUUACGAGGCUCCGUUCGGCUUGAUGAAAAGUCUGUUCCACGUGGAAGACGGUGUCGCCCACGGUGACGAGAUGACCUAUGAAUUUUACUCGAACGCGCUGAAGAAUCUGCCGCAGAGCGGCUCGCCCGCGGAGGAGAUGACGCGCGUUUUCACCACGUUGUUGACGAAUUUCGCGAAAGACGGGAAUCCCACGUCGAACUUGGACGAUUACGUGAACGUAAAGUGGGAGCCUCGGGGCGAAAAUGAUAACUAUAUGAAUAUUGGCCAGGGUUUAAAGAUGGAGCAGGGUCUGCUGAAGAACAGGCUCGAGUUCUGGAAGAAUUUGUACGGAAAUGUGCUCGGCUGA
Messenger RNA from Dinoponera quadriceps, 1647 nucleotides. Its product is annotated as esterase FE4-like. The record is from RefSeq and is a predicted model, not a curated record. Lineage: Eukaryota; Metazoa; Arthropoda; Insecta; Hymenoptera; Formicidae. The transcript is spliced from 9 exons. The coding region runs from base 1 to 1647 and encodes 548 amino acids.